AUGAAGAAUUAUCGCACUUAUCCCAAGUACAAACGAUUUAUAGACUACCUUCAAUUGUCUUUGCAAUGUUGUGGGUUGAAAUCUUAUAAGGAUUGGUUCAAACACGAUUGGCACGAUAAAGCGCGCGAUUAUGAUUUGGAGCCAUUAGAUACCAAUGCAGCGUUAAAAAGAGACGGCAAUGACGUUGAUAGCGUACCGCUGAGUUGCUGCAAGAGCGGUUCUUGUGUGUCAAGUUUUUUGGAUGAACUUGGGACAAACUCAAUAAAUACGAGCGGCUGCGGCAGCCUAAUGUACCACGUUAUUAUAGUGACGAUGAAUAUUCAUCUUGUUUUAUUUGUGGCUGUUAUACUUUUAGAGAUCCUUAUAUUACGAUGUGUAGUAAUUCAUUCUACGGAUAAUGGUUCUCAUAAGAUGUUAAUAGACCACAUUAUGCCAGUUAAUGAAAAUUUUGAUAUGUCAAGUGAAUCCUGUCAUGUUGAGGCGGAAGACAGUGAUGACGGGAUUAAAAAUAAUGAAAAGAGUAAUGCUAUUCGGGAUCUCUAA
Leptosia nina is the source of this 543-nucleotide messenger RNA. NCBI's taxonomy places the organism in Eukaryota, Metazoa, Arthropoda, Insecta, Lepidoptera, Pieridae. The record is from the annotation of a GenBank genome assembly.